Messenger RNA from Elephantulus edwardii (Cape elephant shrew), 1113 nucleotides. RefSeq names its product leucine rich repeat containing 2 (gene LRRC2). The record is from RefSeq and is a predicted model, not a curated record. Bases 1 to 1113 code for a protein of 370 amino acids. Gene Ontology annotation, molecular function: protein binding. The transcript is spliced from 8 exons. Lineage: Eukaryota; Metazoa; Chordata; Mammalia; Macroscelidea; Macroscelididae.
AUGGGGCACAAAGUGGUUGUAUUUGACAUUUCUGCCGUCAGAGGCUUGUGGGAAACUCGCGUGAAGAAGCACAAGGCUUGGCAGAAAAAGGAGGCAGAAAGGUUGGAGAGAAGCGCGUUGGAAAAGAUAAAGGAAGAGUGGAAUUUCGUGGCCGAGUGCAAGAGGAAAGGCAUCCCGCAGGCGGCCUACUGCAAGAAUGGCUUCGUCGACACCAGCGCCAGGCUCCUGGACAAGGUCGAGAGGAAUUCCCUGGUCGGGAGGAGCGCGCUAUCCAAGGAGAGAAGAAGGAGCAGCCUCUUUGUGCUCGAACUCUCGGGCGAGCAGUGGAAGGAGCUCCCAGAGUCUCUGAAGGAGCAGACCCACCUGAAAGAAUGGCACAUAAGCAAUACCCUGAUCCAAACCAUUCCUACCUAUAUUGAGCUGUUUCAAGCGAUGAGGAUUCUGGAUCUGCCAAAAAACCAACUCUCGUGUCUUCCAGUGGAAAUUGGUUGUUUGAAGAACCUGAAAGAACUCAAUGUGAGUUUCAACCACCUGAAAAGCAUUCCCGCCGAACUGGGAGACUGUGAAAACCUGGAGAAGCUGGAUUUUUCUGGAAACCUAGAAUUAACUGAGCUCCCCUUUGAACUAAGUAAUUUGAAGCAAGUCACGUUUGUAGAUAUCUCCGCUAACAAGUUUUCCAGUGUCCCAAUCUGUAUCCUGCGGAUGUGUAAUUUGCAGUGGUUGGAUAUCAGCAACAAUAGCCUCAAUGACCUGCCCCAAGAUAUAGACAGGCUGGAAGAACUGCAAAGCUUUCUUUUGUAUAAAAACAAGCUAACUUACCUUCCUCAAGCCUUGCUGAACCUGAAGAAGCUCACCUUGUUAGUCGUCAGUGGGGACCACCUGGUGGAGUUUCCCUCUGCCCUUUGUGAUGCGUCCACACCUGUCAAAUUUGUGAGUCUUAUGGACAAUCCUAUUGAUAAUACUAAAUGUCAAGAUGGUAAAGAGGUGACGGAAAGUGAACAAGAUCGCCAACAUUUUGAUAAAGAAUUUAUGAAAGCUUAUAUUGAAGAUCUCAAAGAAAGAGAAUAUGUUCCUAGCUAUACCACAAAAGUAUCUUUCAGCCUUCAACUUUGA